Neomonachus schauinslandi (Hawaiian monk seal) is the source of this 1975-nucleotide messenger RNA. RefSeq names its product integrin subunit beta like 1 (gene ITGBL1). Bases 197 to 1681 code for a protein of 494 amino acids. Lineage: Eukaryota; Metazoa; Chordata; Mammalia; Carnivora; Phocidae. Gene Ontology annotation, molecular function: integrin binding. The record is from RefSeq and is a predicted model, not a curated record. Gene Ontology annotation, cellular component: cell surface; focal adhesion; integrin complex. The transcript has 11 exons. Gene Ontology annotation, biological process: cell migration; cell adhesion mediated by integrin; cell-matrix adhesion.
CGCAGGCAGCUCAUCACGGCACUUGCGGCUCCGGGUAGAGAGGCCCGACCUGCACGCCCUGGUGUCUGCGUGCCCGUCUGCAGGCGGCCUGCGGGUGGCACCUCUCCCUGCCGCGGCCCCCCGGCUCCCCCACCCCCCCCAUCGGGAGCCCCACCCAGCAGGAGCGCAGCUCUUCCGCACAGCCCCGGAGCUCAGCAUGCGUCCCGCCGCCUUCAGGAACUUCUUGCUGCUGGCGUCCUCCCUUCUCUUCGCGGGGCUCUCAGCUGUUCCCCAGAGCUUCUCGCCAUCUCUGAGGAGGGCGACUGGUGCCGCGUGCAGGCUGUCCCGGGCUGAGUCGGAGCGCCGGUGCCGGGCGCCCGGGCAGCCCCCAGGGGGCGCUCUGUGCCACGGCCGCGGCCGGUGCGACUGCGGGGUCUGCAUUUGUCACGUGAACGAGCCCGGCGUGUACUUCGGGCCCCUGUGUGAGUGCCACGAGUGGGUGUGCGAGACCUACGACGGGAGCACCUGCGCAGGCCAUGGGAAGUGUGACUGUGGCAAGUGCAAAUGUGAGGAAGGUUGGUUUGGUGAAGCGUGCCAGUACCCAACUCACUGUGACUUGACGAAGAAAAAGAGUAACCAGAUGUGCAAGAAUUCUCAAGAUGUCAUCUGCUCUAAUGCAGGUACAUGUCACUGUGGCAGGUGUAAGUGUGAUAAUCCAGAUGGAAACGGCCUCGUUUAUGGUAAAUUUUGUGAGUGUGACGAUAGAGAAUGCAUAGACGAUGAAACAGAAGAAAUAUGUGGAGGCCAUGGAAAGUGUUACUGUGGAAACUGUUAUUGCGGGUCUGGUUGGCAUGGAGAUAAAUGUGAAUUCCAGUGUGAUAUCACCCCCUGGGAGAGCAAGCGAAGAUGCACAUCUCCAGAUGGCAAAAUCUGCAGUAACAGAGGUACUUGUGUGUGUGGUGAGUGUUCUUGCCACGAUGUUGACCCAACUGGAGACUGGGGAGAUAUUCACGGGGACACCUGUGAGUGUGAUGAGAGGGACUGUAGGGCUGUCUAUGACAGAUACUCCGAUGACUUCUGUUCAGGUCAUGGGCAGUGUAAUUGUGGCAGAUGUGACUGCAAAGUAGGCUGGUAUGGGAAAAAGUGUGAGCACCCACGUUCCUGCCCACUGUCAGCAGAGGAGAGCAUCAGGAAGUGCCAAGGAAGCUCCAAUCUGCCUUGCUCUGGAAGGGGUAAAUGCGAAUGCGGCAAGUGCACCUGCUACCCUCCGGGAGACCGCAGGGUGUACGGCAAGACGUGUGAGUGUGAUGACCGCCGCUGUGAAGACCUGGACGGCGCCGUCUGUGGGGGCCACGGAACCUGCUCCUGUGGUCGCUGCGUGUGUGAGAGAGGCUGGUUCGGGGAGCUCUGCCAGCACCCGCGGAAGUGUAACCUGACGGAGGAACAAAGCAAGAGUUUGUGUGAGUCAGCGGACGGCAUACUGUGCUCGGGGAAGGGUUCUUGCCACUGUGGAAAGUGCAUUUGCUCUGCGGAAGAGUGGUAUAUUUCCGGAGAACUCUGUGACUGUGAUGACAGGGACUGUGACAAGCACGACGGCCUCGUUUGCACAGGGAAUGGAAUCUGUAAUUGCGGCAACUGUGAGUGCUGGGAUGGAUGGAACGGAAAUGCAUGUGAAAUCUGGCUUGGCACAGAGUAUCCUUAACAGUUACAUAGGAGAGGACUGGAGUCUUUCCUUUUCCAUUAGAACAAUAUAAAUGCAAAGGCAACCCUAUAUAAUCACCACUAGGACAGGUCAAAGAGACUAUUGUAUGUUUUUCUGUUUCUGAAUGCCUGCAUGAAGUCUGGGUCCCUAUUAAAAAAUGAAUUAAGCAAAGUCUGAUGUAAAUAACGCCAGAAAGAAUGUCUCUUCCAGAAUUUACAUCAGUGGUUCUCAACAAGGGUGACUUUGCCAUCCGGAAAACACUUGGCAAUGUGUACAGUUUCAAUCGUCACACUG